CAGAUCGAGAGAGAAGUACUUGAUGGCUAACUUUUGACGCACAGAAGAGCUUGAAAAGAUCGCAACUUUUGACGCAGCUGCUCUCUAUUGGCAUCAUUCGUCCUCCUCUGUGUCACACUCUCCCACCCCACCACCUUCCUUUUCUCCUCCUCUUCCUCUUCCUCUUCCUCUUCUUCAUUGGACGCAAAGGUCAUCCCUUUGGAAACGAAUUAAAGAAGGGACGAUUCAACGGAGAUACGAUUCUAAGUAAGAGGAUCAAGCACAGAACUUUAAGUCUCUCACAUUUGCCUCCGAUGGCCGCAACCCGCACGUUCCCGCUCUUCCUCUCCGCGGCUCUGCACGUCUUCGUCCUCUGCUCAGCGUCCUCAGAAGCUGACACUCUCCUCUCCUUCAAAUCCUCCAUUGAAGACCCAAACCACUCUCUGUCCACCUGGUCCCACUCUUCCUCUCCCUCACCCGCUCACUACUACUGUAACUGGGCUGGCGUUUCUUGCACCGCUAACCCGCCAUUCCAGGUUACUGCGCUCAACCUUCAAGCCCUGAACCUCUCCGGUGAGAUCUCAGCUUCGGUGUGCGAGCUUCGCUCUCUGUCUUACCUCAAUCUUGCUGACAACCUCUUCAACCAGCCCAUUCCUCUGGAGCUCUCUCUGUGCACUUCCCUGGAGACUCUGAACCUCAGCAACAACCUCAUCUGGGGCACUGUGCCCGACCAGAUUGCUCUGUUCAGCUCCCUGAAGGUUCUUGAUUUGAGCAGGAACCACAUUGAGGGAAAAAUCCCAGAUAGCAUUGGUGCUCUCAAGGACCUCCAAGUUCUCAAUUUGGGAAGCAACUUGCUCUCAGGUAACGUGCCUCCUAUUUUUGGGAAUUUCACAGAGCUUGUUGUCCUUGAUUUGUCUGAGAAUGCGUAUUUGGCGAGCGAGAUUCUUGGUGAUUUCGGGAAGCUCGUGAGGCUGGAGCAGCUUUUGCUUCAAAGGUCUGGCUUUCAUGGUGGGAUACCAGAUUCCUUUGCGGGGUUACAGAGUCUGGCUAUUUUGGACCUUUCUCAGAAUAACCUCACUGGUGGGAUUUCUCAGACAGUCGUCGCUUCACUAAAGAACUUGGUUUCUUUUGAUGUCUCCCAGAAUAGGCUUGCGGGGUCAUUUCCUGAUGGUUUCUGUGGCGCGAAAGGUCUUAUAGAACUCAGUCUCCAUACAAAUUUGCUUAAUGGGUCGGUGCCUGAGUCCAUCCACGAGUGCUUGAAUCUAGAGAAGUUCCAAAUUCAGAACAACGAUUUUUCCGGUGAGUUUCCUAGUGGGUUAUGGUCAUUGCCCAAGAUUAAAGUGGUAAGGGCUGAAAACAAUAGGUUUUCUGGAGAUAUACCAGAUUCUGUGUCCAUGGCUACAAAGUUGGAACAAGUUCAGAUUGAUAACAACAGCUUCACGGGUAAAAUUCCUAAGGGUCUUGGUCUAGUCAAGAGCUUAUACAGAUUCUCGGGGUCUCUGAAUAAAUUCGAAGGCGAAAUCCCUCCAAAUUUUUGCGAUUCGCCCGUUAUGAGCAUAGUGAAUCUUUCCCACAACGCUCUUUCUGGUCAGAUCCCAGAGCUGACGAAAUGCAGGAGGCUCGUUUCAUUGGCAUUGGCAGACAACAGUCUGACCGGGGAAAUCCCCUUAUCGCUUGCGGAUCUGUCGGUAUUAACUUACCUUGACCUUUCAGCUAACAAUCUCACUGGACCAAUCCCACAACAGUUUCAGAACUUGAAGCUUGCUCUCCUGAAUGUGUCCUUCAACCAGCUCUCUGGGAGGGUUCCAUAUGCUCUGGUUUCAGGUCUUCCCGCUUCGUUUCUCCAAGGAAAUCUUGGUCUCUGUGGGCCAGGAUUAUCAACACCAUGUUUGGAUGACCAACCAAGCCGCCACAAGACGAGGAUUACGACAUUGACAUAUGCCCUGAUUUCUGUGGCUUUUGGUGUUGGGGUGUUAAUUGUAGCUGCUGGUUUCUUCGUGUAUCACAAGUCAUCAAAGCAAAAACAGCAAAGGGGUGUUUGGCGUUCGGUCUUCUUUUAUCCUCUGAGAGUCACCGAGCAGGAUUUGAUCAUGGGAAUGGAUGAGAAAACCGCUGCCGGAGGCGGUGGGGCUUUCGGCAGAGUGUAUGUGCUAAGUCUGCCUAGUGGCGAACUGAUUGCAGUGAAAAAGUUGGUUAAUUUUGGAAUCCACUCUUCCAAAGCCCUGAAGUCUGAGAUCAAGACAUUAGCUAAAACUAGGCACAAAAGCAUUGCCAAAAUUCUGGGUUUCUUCCACUCCGACGAGUCAAUAUUUGUAAUCUAUGAAUUUGUGCCUGGUGGUAGCUUGGCAGACUUACUUUUCAGGCCAAACUUUCAGCUUCAGUGGAGCUUUAGAUUCCGGAUUGCCAUUGGAGUUGCGCAAGGACUGGCAUACCUGCACAAGGAUUACGUUCCUCGUUUACUUCACAGGAAUGUUAAGUCGAGUAAUAUUCUUCUGGACACUGAAUUCAACCCCAAGCUCACUGAUUUCGCUCUUGACCAAGUAGUCGGCGAAGCGGCAUUUCAGACAAUAGUAGUUUCAGAAUUAGCUUCCUCUUGUUACAGUGCUCCAGAAUGUGGAUACAGCAAGAAAGCUACUGAGCAGAUGGAUGUUUACAGCUUCGGGGUCAUGUUGUUGGAGCUGGUGACUGGCCGGCGAGCAGAGCAAAGGGAACUGGUCGAGUCUGUCGAUAUUGUGAAGUGGGUUCGACGGAAAAUCAACCUCACGAACGGGGUCCUCCAAGUACUCGACCCCAAGAUAUCAAGCUCCUCCCAACAGGAAAUGCUGGGAGCACUGGAGAUCGCUCUGCGCUGCACAUCGGUGGCACCGGAGAAACGACCAUCUAUGCCUGAAGUCGUGAGAAAUCUUCAGUUACUCGGUUCUAAGGGUAGCUUUCCGAGUUUAGAGUUCUCUGCCUCAGAGAACCCUUUGUCAGUGUGAAAAUUAAGCCAAAGUCCUGCCAUGUAAAUUCGACUUUUUUUCCUGCAUCUCUCUUUUCGAUUUUUGAUGAUAUGAGAAAGAACGUCUGAGAACUCUCUCUUAGAUAAA
This is a messenger RNA of Rhodamnia argentea, 3065 nucleotides long. RefSeq names its product probably inactive leucine-rich repeat receptor-like protein kinase At5g06940. The coding region runs from base 294 to 2957 and encodes 887 amino acids. Gene Ontology annotation, biological process: protein phosphorylation. Gene Ontology annotation, molecular function: ATP binding; protein kinase activity; protein binding. NCBI's taxonomy places the organism in Eukaryota, Viridiplantae, Streptophyta, Magnoliopsida, Myrtales, Myrtaceae. The record is from RefSeq and is a predicted model, not a curated record. The transcript has 2 exons.